UUCAAACGCUGAAUGUUACCCACCGAAUCAAAGUGUUGUUGUUUUGGAAUUCGAUCGCGCUCGAGUUUUUCGGAGAUUCUCGACUGGAAAAUGGUUACUAAACGAUGGCGUAUCAAAAAAUAAGAAACAUAUUGGAGGACACCAACCACCGAAUCGAAAAAUUGCACGUGCCUUACGAAAAUGAAUUCCGGAUGCAAAUCAAGUAUCUUCAUGUGAAAGAAAAGGACAUCCUUCGCCAGUUCAUUUUUGAACAAGAGUGGAACUUAGGUAGCUCGAAAGUACUGUCCAUGUUACAGGAAGCGGGAAUCGUUACUGCCUCCGAAUAUGUGCUUCGGCUACGCUCAAGCUCAGCGAUUCAACAGGUGAUGAACGAUCUACUGGAGGUUGAACACAUUCUUCUGGCCGAUAUCAUUAGCAACGCACACUUGGACACAUCCUACUCUACGACCCUCCGGGAAGUUCUUCACGACAGUUUCAAUUCCGUUCUGGACGACCUUAUCGCCGAACCCAAUGUAGUCCCGUGCAACUAUCUGGAACAGCUGAAAUCCCAUCUACCCGAACCGGACCUGACUCGGCUACGUACCCAACACCUGCAACUGCUUCUUGGGAAGGAGAAACUUCAUGCGUUAUCCGAGGCCGUUGGUCUGCAAGAGCAGUGGAGAGCGGAAUGCGAAGAUCGCCGAAGUACCACAUUAGGGCGAAUAAUGCUGGAAGUGGUACAAGACCAGGCCAACGCGAUCGAAACGCUUUUCGCCUCGGCAAAAACGAAGAGUUUGUCCUGGAAGUACUAUCUCGCCCUGCUGCACCUGGUGGCAGUUGCAAUCGAGGGCGAUAAGGUUGAAAUUGUUCGCGUGAAAGGCAUUUUGAAGGACCUGUUCAAUCGAGUGGUAGAUGCCGGAGACUUUGAAACCUUCAUGAUCCUGAUGGUGAGCGCUAGGGAGAUUUGCAUGUCCAAUGAAAACGUUUUGGGGAACUAUUCCGGUUGGUAUAAGGCUACGAUAGGUGAAAUGAGUUACCGAAUCAAGAAGGAGCAGUUUGUGCAUGUGGUGGAACUAAUGACAAGAUUGAUCGGCCUGGAAAAGGAUCCGGAAGUGCUUAAGGUGCACAUCAACAUCUCGGUGAGUACUCCUCCAAAGUGUAUGGAGUUGAUUGUGAACUACAAACAACUAUGCAGAGCCCAUCUAGCUAAACUGCUCAAUGAAAGGACACGCGACAAUGUGAGCAUGGAUUGUGAAACGUCCAUUGUCAUCGAUGAUGAUUAAAAACCAUUGAUAGCUUUA
This is a messenger RNA of Aedes aegypti (yellow fever mosquito), 1280 nucleotides long. RefSeq lists its product as uncharacterized. Lineage: Eukaryota; Metazoa; Arthropoda; Insecta; Diptera; Culicidae. The record is from RefSeq and is a predicted model, not a curated record. Gene Ontology annotation, cellular component: Fanconi anaemia nuclear complex. Gene Ontology annotation, biological process: interstrand cross-link repair. Bases 105 to 1262 code for a protein of 385 amino acids. The transcript has 5 exons.